Molecule: messenger RNA, 969 nt
Organism: Colletotrichum orchidophilum
Lineage: Eukaryota; Fungi; Ascomycota; Sordariomycetes; Glomerellales; Glomerellaceae
Exons: 1
Coding region: 1-969 (322 amino acids)
Source: RefSeq, a predicted model, not a curated record
AUGGCAGCCAGGGCCACUAUAACCCCGAUGCCAAUCAUCCACGAGGAGGGGGACUGGGAAGAUGCCUCCUCCUCUUCGGAUGAUGACUACAACGAAAAUGAAGAUGACAACCGCGACGAACACCUCAAUCCGCCCCGAGGCCUCCUCUUCUCCCACGAGAUGGCGCGCCCGCCUUCUCCUCCUACCCACUCGGCUCGCCUCCGCCUCGUAUACCACUCGCGAGGAUGGGACACACAGGUCUACGUAUUGAAGGACGGCAAGGCCCUCAAAGAGCGAUCCUCCUACCAAAAGCUGAGCCAGGGAUUCUUCGCCGCCGACGAGAUGGCUUCGAUUCUCCACCACUGGGCCAACGCGCUUCCCGAGCAGAUGGAAGAUAUCAUGGGAGACAAUCACCCCUACCUCUCGCGCUUCGCGCUUCCCGCCGCGCCGCGUCAGUACAAGCUCAUCAGAGGCUCAAACGGCUCCCACCACCUCCCCGACCAGCUCAUCGAGCCGUUCCCCGAAAUGCAGGGCAGACUCGUCAUGGAGCGCAUGCGACCCAUCAAGCCCACCGUCAUCCGCAUCAUCAUUGACCACACCAUCGACCCCGACUUCCAGAAGCAGGCCCUCAGUAUGCCCGAGAAUUACAACCUCCACCCAAAAGUCUGGCUCGGCUUCGAGCAGCCGCCCGAGGUCAGAGACAUGCUCAAAGACCACCCCAACCUCGCGACGCGGCCCGCCUACCUCGACCAGCUCCUCAAGUUCAUCGGUCGCGCCGGCGUUCUCGAGCUCGCGCGCAAGAUGGGCAGCGCCCUCGCCAUCAUCCACCACGACCUAAACAAGGACGCCCGCAACGUCAAGUUCCGGCUCGCGUACGAUCCCAUGCAGGACAAGGCGCAGCUCUGGAUGUGCGGGCUGGGCAACAUGGACGACUUGAGAGCCAAUGAGGCGGGAGACGGCUUUCUGGGAGAUCCGGCUGGUUAUGUCUAG